AUGGCAUUUAUUAAAGAGGAGAGUGAAGACCUGAAGAUUGAAGAAACAUUCAGAGACAAACAUGAAGAUACUGAGGAACAAACAGAUCUGAUGACACUGAAAGAGGAGAGUCAAGAACUCAAUGAAAAGGAAGAUAAUGUUCAGCAUGAGAAAUAUGGUUUCAUGACUGAAGAAAAAUCAUUUAGUUGCUCACAUACUGAAAAGACUUCAGAAAAAAGAGCUCAAAAGACAGCAAAUAGAAGUUAUUUCACCUGCCAACAGUGCGGGAAAAGUUUCACCAGAAAAGGAAAUCUUGAAGUCCACAUGAGAGUUCACACUGGAGAGAAACCUUUCACCUGCCAACAGUGUGGGAAGAGUUUCAUUAAUAAACCAAACCUUAAAAAACACACUAGAAUUCAUACUGGAGAGAAACCUUACACAUGCUCUCAAUGUGGAAAAAGUUUUAAACACAAACAACACCUGCAUGACCACAAGAUAAUUCAUACUGGAGAGAAACCUUUCACCUGCAAACUGUGUGGAAAGAACUUCAUUCAUAAACCAAAACUUCAAAGCCACAUGAGAAUUCACACAGGAGAGAAGCCUUACACAUGCUCUCAAUGUGGAAAAAGUUUUACAUAUAAACAACGCCUCGAUGACCACAUGCAAAUUCAUACUGGAGAGAAACCUUUCACCUGCCCUCAGUGUGGAAAGCGCUUUGCUAAAAAAAGAACCCUUAAAGACCACAUGAGAGUUCACACUGGAGAGAAGCCUUUCACCUGCAAACUGUGUGGAAAGAACUUCAUUCAAAAACCAAAACUUCAAAGCCACAUGAGAAUUCACACUGGAGAGAAGCCUUACACAUGCUCUCAAUGUGGAAAAAGUUUUACAUAUAAACAACGCCUCGAUGACCACAUGCAAAUUCAUACUGGAGAGAAACCUUUCACCUGCCCUCAGUGUGGAAAGCGCUUUGCUAAAAAAAGAACCCUUAAAGACCACAUGAGAGUUCACACUGGAGAGAAGCCUUUCACCUGCAAACUGUGUGGAAAGAACUUCAUUCGAAAAGCAAACCUUAAAUAUCACAUGUUCAGUCACAGUGGAGAGAAACCUUACACAUGCUCUCAAUGUGGAAAAAGUUUUAAACAUAAACAACACCUCGAUGUCCACAUGAGGAUUCAUACUGGAGAGAAACCUUGCUCCUGUCAACAAUGUGGAAAGAGCUUCACUAAAAGAGGAAACCUUAAAAAACACAUGAAGAUUCACCCUGGAGAGAAGCUGUUUACAUGUGAUCAGAGCAGGGACGGAUUAUUACUUCAAAAGAAUAUUUAAACCAUUCUCACUCGGCGUCAAAUGCCUGUGCAACACCUAUGUUAAUCAUCUGUACAGCAGUUUAGUUUUUUUUUGCAGCGAUGGUGGAAACGACACAAGACCAUAUAUUACCGCAACUGUCAAGACCGGCCCAGAUGGUGUUUAGUGUCCCCACCAGCGGCAAUAGAAGUGAGUGCGCCUUCAGCACAGCUGGAAGAGUUGUAGAAGAAAAAAGAACUGGAUUAAAACGGGCUGCCCAUGACCAAAGAUUUUUCUAGUCGACUAGUAGUAGUAAUAAAUACUAAACCAUAAUGUGCCUUUAAUAUUUAGGCUAUUACUAGCCUAUUCUAUUCCGCGCUCAGUGUUGCAAAGAUGAAGUUGACCAUCCUGAUUUGCCAUCUCCUCACUGGACAUGCCUUUAUGGAUUACAUAAUGAAAGAGUUUUUGUUUGCAAAUUAUUGAAUAAUUUCGUUUUGUAGUCAUUUAAAGCUUUCUAUAGAUAUAUUUGUCAUGUCUGUGAUGCUAGUAUUCGCCGAGUUUUGGUUCAAUUUUGUGAGACGGCAGAAAGUGCAUCUUGUAUGUUUGUUUGUUUUU
Sinocyclocheilus grahami is the source of this 1878-nucleotide messenger RNA. Its product is annotated as gastrula zinc finger protein XlCGF57.1-like. Lineage: Eukaryota; Metazoa; Chordata; Actinopteri; Cypriniformes; Cyprinidae. The coding region runs from base 1 to 1305 and encodes 434 amino acids. The transcript has 2 exons. The record is from RefSeq and is a predicted model, not a curated record. Gene Ontology annotation, biological process: regulation of transcription by RNA polymerase II. Gene Ontology annotation, molecular function: RNA polymerase II cis-regulatory region sequence-specific DNA binding; DNA-binding transcription factor activity.